UGAAAUAGCCCUCGACGAACCUCUUUCUACUCCCUUCGGCGUUCGGCCCUUCCUCUCCACCUUCGCGGCAACCUACCUGCGCCUGCGAGCGUCGAUCGAUCCAUUCGUCUCCAUGGCGUGCAGCUUCUCCCCUUCCUCCGCCACGAGGCUACAGGCCGUGGACGCCGCCGCGGCGGCCGUGAAGAACGGCAGGGUUCCCAUCAAGGCCUCCGUCGCCCCUGCGCAGAGGUCGCUCGGCUGCUGCAGGGCGACCGCGCGGCAGGAAGGCGCCACCAAGGAGCCUAGCGUCGCAGUUUCUUCGGCCCGUACACAGUUGGACCUCCUGGAACAACUGACGUCCCCUACACUUGAUGGCAUUGCUGGCCUAGAGAAUGGUACACUCCCUGAACCCCGUCAAGGCGCAACUAUCCGCGAGCAGCUGUCGGCGCUGGCCAAUGGUAAGGUUGACGAGUUCACCCUACCAUUGGGCAAGAAGCUGAAGGAAGGCCUGAAGCAACUCAACCGUUUGACGGUGUCACAGAGGAGGAACAUCAAGAGGCAGGCCAUGCUUACCCAGGUCAGUGGACGGAAUGACUCGGUGUUCUUCGCGACCGUUGGGGCAUUUGUGCUCGUUCCACCUUUUGCCAUUCUAGCUAUUGCUGUCCUAACUGGUUAUAUCCAGCUCUUGCCUUGAACAUGAAGGCGCAGGCACCAGGCAGGUUCUUUAACUUGUCAUCUCCAGACUGUCAUAUAGGAAGAUGCCUUUGCUCUGCAGUAAAACUGUGUAUAUAUAGUAGCAAUUUGUAUGUGGGGUAAGUAGGUUUUGUGUUCAAGGUUGUAAGAACUUGAUGUGGCAUAGAUUUAGCAUAAGAAACAUCUAUGGAUCGAUAUGAACACGAGGAAGAACACACAUAGUACUGAAUACAAACAUAAAUAUAGGUGCAACAUGUAUCGAAAAAAAGGUAAUGUGUGUUACAAAUUUAUAA
Setaria italica (foxtail millet) is the source of this 965-nucleotide messenger RNA. RefSeq lists its product as uncharacterized. The record is from RefSeq and is a predicted model, not a curated record. The transcript has 3 exons. Gene Ontology annotation, cellular component: chloroplast. The coding region runs from base 113 to 673 and encodes 186 amino acids. NCBI's taxonomy places the organism in Eukaryota, Viridiplantae, Streptophyta, Magnoliopsida, Poales, Poaceae.